UGACCCUCAGUUAAACAAAAUAAAUAGCCUACACUUCAUGCUGCUUGCUUCAACCCCUUAAUGCUUUGCAGAAAUAAUAGUAUGGUCAUAACACUAAAUCUAUUUCUAUUGCAAUUGUAUCUAAAUAAGGGAAGUAUGACUAUGACCUGGUGGUUGUUGGUGGUGGUUCAGGAGGCCUUGCAUGUUCCAAAGAAGCGGCACAGGCGGGACAGAGAGUUGCUGUUUUAGAUUACGUGGAGCCAUCUGUUCGAGGUACCAAGUGGGGUCUUGGUGGGACAUGUGUUAACGUUGGCUGCAUUCCGAAGAAGCUCAUGCACCAGGCUGCUCUGCUCGGCACUGCAGUCAAAGAUGCUAAGAAGUACGGCUGGCAGAUCUCGGGGCCGGUCUGCCAUGACUGGGCCACCAUGGCAGAGGCUGUUCAGAACCACGUCAGGUCUCUGAACUGGGGUCACAGAGUUCAGCUGCAGGACAAGAAGGUGAAGUAUCUGAAUCUCAAAGGAAGCCUGAUGGAUGAACACACUGUUAAAGGCCUAACUAAAGCUGGGAAAGAGACAAUCCUGACUGCUAAGAACAUUGUAAUCGCCACAGGCGGGCGGCCAAAAUACCCCACAAAUAUCCAAGGAGCAAUAGAGCACGGCAUCACCAGUGAUGACAUCUUCUGGCUGAAAAAAUCGCCGGGGAAAACACUUGUGGUUGGAGCCAGCUAUGUGGCUCUGGAGUGUGCCGGCUUCCUCACCGGUAUUGGCUUGGACACCACAGUGAUGGCUCGCAGCAUCGCCCUCCGGGGGUUUGAUCAGCAAAUGGCAGGUCUAGUGACAGACUACAUGGAGGAAUAUGGGACCAAGUUUGCAUGGAAGUGUGUCCCAAAGAGAGUGGACAAACUCUCUUCAGGAGCCCUGCAGGUGACCUGGACUGACACACGCACAGGCAACGAACACAAGGACACUUACGACACUGUGUUAUGGGCAGUUGGCAGAGCCCCUGAAACCAAAGCCCUGGGCCUGGACAGGCUUGGUGUGCAACUGAACAAGGAGACGGGAAAAAUAGUUGUGGGAACUGACGAAUCCACCUCUGUUCCAAACAUCUAUGCUUUUGGUGACAUUGGCGAGGGUCGCCCUGAAUUGACCCCAACAGCCAUUAAAGCUGGAAAGCUUCUGGCCCGAAGACUGGCCGGUCACAGCACUGAGCUAAUGAACUAUGACAACGUGCCCACGACGGUGUUUACCCCCGUCGAAUAUGGCUGUGUGGGUCUAUCUGAAGAGGAAGCUGAGAAGAGGCUUGGAAAAGACGGCAUAGAGGUCUACCAUGCCUUCUACAAGCCUCUGGAAUUCACUGUUGCAGAGCGUGAUGCCAGCCAGUGUUACUUAAAGGUGGUGUGUGAGCGCGGUGGAGACAUGAAGAUCCUGGGUCUGCACUUCACAGGUCCAAAUGCUGGAGAAGUCACACAGGGCUUUGCUCUGGGCUUUCAAUGUGGAGCGACAUAUUCCCACCUGUCGCAGACGGUAGGCAUCCACCCAACCUCUGCUGAAGAGAUGACCAAGGUCAACAUCACAAAGCGCUCCGGCCUGGACGCCACGGUCACUGGCUGCUGAGGUUAAGCGCCUCGGUUUCUGAACAGUAAUGAGCACACAGGGUCCUUCUAUGGCAGUAGAAAGAGUUUAGUCUGGGUUUAUCAUGCUCUUUCUCCUCGUCUCUCUCCUUUAUGGCCCAGAAAUGGCUACCAGUUUCACAGUGCUUUCCGAGAUUUUGCUGCACCUUCUGUGCAACAGGGUCUUCAUAAGCCAGUCCUUGAGGUCAUCACUAGCUGCCCAGGUUAGUGUCACUGACACAUCAUGUGAUAACCGAGGUUAUGACUCUCCGUAUACAGGCAGGUUGUGAGUUUAUGCUCUGAAAGCACAGGGCUACAGAUCAGGUUAGUGAGAGUUCUGGCCACAGAGCAAGCGUCUUUAAAUAAACAGGCUCAUCAAUCAGGAUUAAGGCCUGUGCUCAGGGUUUUGUUGAAAUCGUACAAGCACUGUAGAGCGAGCCCUAACGUUUUUCUGAGUAUAUAUUCUGCAAAUAUUGUUGUUUCUCCGGCUGUACUUCCUGUCCAUUAGUCUUGGAGGUGACACAUACCAUACACCCCCACAAACCCUCCCCAUGACACUGAUGGAUAGCCCCAGGGCCGUCGCCGCAGCGACACCGCCCCAUUUCCCAUGGACACACACAAACAGUCGGUGGGCUGCCUGUCAGUCAGCCAGCUAAGACCUGGCCAGGGGGCCCUCGGCUUGUUUAGGGCCCAGCAGACCCAUUCCUUUUACUCCCAUGCCCUUCUCUCAUCCCAAUGCAGAAGUACAGCAGGACUACCAACAUGCUGUCAAAAGUUGCGUGGAUGCUACAGGCCCAGGCACAGAGCAACUCUAUCCACUGAUAACAGAGCUCUCCUGAAACUGUACUACUCGGCCUCACCCAAAGGUGGCACUAUUGCCCUCCAAUUCUCCCCUUUUUUUCUGAGCCAAGAAUGGAAGACAGGAUAAAGUAGUCACUGUAUAAAACAUAAGCCUGAAUACAUUCAGGUUGCACAUUUAAUCCCUUUAAUCCCUAUAAAAGAUAUGUGCUUUUGGAAGAAGUUUGAAAGCAGACUGGCUUUGUUGGUGCCAAACUGAUAAGGGUUAUCUGUUGUGUAUUUACAUGGAUGGCAGGUUAGGCCUUAAGAGUCAUCACCCUUGAAGAUAAGACUUGUUUAUAUCAAUAAAGCAGUAAUAGACGUCCACAGUUUGCCUGAAUGUUCAACCUGCUGGCUGUACAGGACAUCUUGGGUUUAUUAAGAAGAGGAUGAGGGAGUAGAAGGCCUGUCAAUAACGUUGGUUUCUACAGAAAUCGGGGGACCUAAGAGAAGGCUGCCAGGCGUAGUUUAUUUUUAUUUGAAGUCUAAUCUGCCCAGUCUGAUUAAUGAUUUCGAUGAGGGGAGUGACAGUGUGCCAGGAGAUGGAGAAAGGAAAAAGAGAGAAAGAGAGAGGUACCAGGUUUAUUUGGACCUGGGCCAGAGGAGAGAGAGCAGAGUUUCAGUCCUGGUUAGGGAGGGAAGGGGGAUUCCUGUGUGCUCUGUUCAGGGCCGAGGUGCUGACUGAAGGACCCUGACCUCCGCUCAGCAGGAACAGCUUGACUCUAUCACUCGGAGCACAGAGGGCUCACAUGCUGCAGUGCUGCACGGCAAGGGGCCUGGGGGGCACAGGGUGGAGGGAGGGUGGAUUGGAUGGCCACGGCACGGACAGAGCCAACCAAGCAGCCAACCAACACAACACUGAGCGGUAGCGGCGUGUUUGCCCAGGGUAAUUGAGUCUAUGUUCCUGUGCUUAACGAGCCACUUCAGAGACCUCAGGGUGGGCCCAAGGCAACGUGAGGGAAGUUAUUGAGGCCAUCAGUGUAACUGUAAUGUCUGUUUGCUUUUUACCCUCUACUUCCCUUCUGCUUUUUCUCAGCCGCUCUGUUAUUUUAUACACAGUAUGGCCGCUCAUACGCACAAAAUAGUAUUUCACUUUUUAUGAAGUGUCUGUCUCAUUUGAAUGAUAUCUUGUUGUUGAUCAGUCACUCCAGGCCCAAGACUUAACCAGUUUGCCUCAGCUGUGCCACACCGGGGGAGGGGUCAGGGUUCAACUUUCAGGUCGGCCAGCUAAUGAUGACCUGCACUAAAACCCAAAACUGGGGAGUGCAGGCCUGAUGUCACCUGGCCACCAACUUUGUACUUGUAAAUAGAGAAGUGCAAUUUUCCAUUAAAGCUUUGUACUACAUAAUUUAUAUGUAAAAUAAUGACACACUGUGUUGCCAUUAAAUUAAGGAUGCUCACUGA
Molecule: messenger RNA, 3829 nt
Organism: Larimichthys crocea (large yellow croaker)
Lineage: Eukaryota; Metazoa; Chordata; Actinopteri; Sciaenidae
Gene: txnrd2.2
Product: thioredoxin reductase 2, tandem duplicate 2
Exons: 17
Coding region: 312-1592 (426 amino acids)
Biological process (GO): glutathione metabolic process; cellular response to oxidative stress; cell redox homeostasis
Cellular component (GO): cytosol; mitochondrion
Molecular function (GO): thioredoxin-disulfide reductase (NADPH) activity; glutathione-disulfide reductase (NADPH) activity; flavin adenine dinucleotide binding
Source: RefSeq, a predicted model, not a curated record